Messenger RNA from Arabidopsis arenosa, 3390 nucleotides. NCBI's taxonomy places the organism in Eukaryota, Viridiplantae, Streptophyta, Magnoliopsida, Brassicales, Brassicaceae. The record is from the annotation of a GenBank genome assembly.
AAUAUAUGAAACAUGAUAACAACUAACUAACCACUGAAUCUCUCGUUAGAUGAUUCCUGCUGAGUUCAUUUCGAAUCACUUCAAAGGGAAGAUUCAGUCAACGAAAAUGAAACUGACUUCUGACGUUUCAGACAGAACCUGGGAAGUGAAAUUAGACGGCGAAAGAUUCGCCGCCGGAUGGAAAGAUUUCUCCGUCUUCCACUCUGUUCGAGACGACGACCUUUUGAGUUUCCGGCACGACGGAGACAUGUUCUUCCACGUCACACCCUUCGGACGCAGUUUCUCUCAGAUACAGUAUAUCUCUUCUUCUACCUCUGACGAUGAAGAUGAUGAACACACUGUUUUUGAUGAUGAUGAAGACGACGAUAUCGAUCUGUGUCCCAACGCCUCUAGCAUUCCAGAAGGAAACUCUUCCAAAGCAAGCAAAAAACGGAAUGUUUCUGAAAGUGGAGGUGAUGAGAUUGAAUCUGAGGAUUGCUCAGAGACUGUUCCAAUGAAUCAGAACAAGAUUAUGACAUUUGAUCUUAAACCUUACGUGUUCAGGUCAUGUCAAUUUUUUCUUCCUGCAUCGUUCGCAAGAGAGAACGGAAUCGUGGAAGCAGGAGAGGUAAAGCAAGCAGCAUCAUUAGAUGGCUAUAAGGCUGCGGAGAGGAAACCCCGAAUGACGGUUCAAGCACCACAGGCUGAAGAACAAACAGAGGAUCGGGUCCAAAAGAGAGCUCGAGUUACUGAGGAUGGAGGACCAUCUCGCUGCACUAGGGCUGAUCCAGGAAACUUGCAGGACAAGCAACCACUUCCACCUUGCUCAAUCUCUGAUCACGUUGAAAAGGUGAAACAGAGUAUUGUGGAUACUUUAACCGAUGUAAGACGGUUUCAGUCGGAGCUCGAGGUAAAGGAACAUAAUCUAGAAGCUUCGCUGCAAGAAAUUGAUGCGUUAGUUAUUCCAGAAGGAAACUGUUCCAAAGUAAAUGGAAAAGAGCAUGUAUCUGAAAAGUACAGCAGGGAAGGUGAGAGUGCUUCAAUGAAGCAGAACAAGUUUCUAUCAGUAACCUUUAAGCAUUACAUGAUCCAGGCAGGACACCUUAUAGAACAAGAAGAGGCUCCAGAAGAGACGGAGACUCCGUCUCAAAAGAGAGCUCGAGUGUCUGCAGAAGUAGGACACUCUCGCCGCACUCAGGCACAAAACAAAUCCAGUGAUGAUCCACAAAUCUUGCAGCGCAAGCAACCACUUCAACCCUGCUCAUUCUCUGACCAAGCGAAAAAGGUGAAACAGAGUAUUGUAAAUAUUUUAACUGGUAUAAAACGGUUUCGGUCAGAGCUCGAGAUAAAGGAGCAGAGUUUAGAAGCUGCGCUGCUGGAAAUCGACGCCUUAGAAGAAGACUGUUACAACGGAAACAGAAAAGAUAAUCUUUCAGAGAGGGCUUCAAUGAAGCAGAGCAAGUUUUUGACAAUGACCUUUAAGCCUUACAUGCUCAAGUCAGGUCAACUUAUAGAACAAGUACCAUUAGAUGAAGAAAGAGAGACUCAAGAAGAAACAGAGACUCGGAUCGAAAAGAGAGCUCGAGUUUCUGCAGAAGGAGGAUCUUCUCGCCGCAAUCAGGCAUCAAACAAACCCAAGGCUGAUCCACAAAACUUGCAGCCUAGGCAACCACCUUGCUCAAUCUCUGAUCAAGUGCAAAAGGUGAAACAGAUUAUUGAGGACACUUUAACCGGGGUAAAGCGGAUUCGGUCAGAGCUUGAAGUAAAGGAACAGAAUUUAGAAGCUUCGAUAUUGGAAAUUGAUGCUUUAGGGGAGAAAGUGUUGGAAAUCAACAAAAUCCUCAAAGAGCUUGAGGAAGCUGGAAGAAAGCUUCUUGACCCACCUUCUUCUGUUCAUGAGAUUCUUUCUCUUCUCGACAAAGUUGAACACCUCAUGUCAAAGAUCGAACAGUCACCUCCUUGCCCAACAAUGUGUGAACUUUAUCCAUUGAUAGGAGCAUUGGUCAGUCCUAAACUCUUCAAACAUUCGGAUGCUCAUGUCAAACUUGCAGUUGCGGCUUGCAUUUGUCAGAUUACGUUCAUAACUGCUCCAGAUCUUACCUAUGAUGAUGACCAGAUGAAAGAAGUAUUCCAGUUAAUUGUAUCAUCAUUUGAACAUCUGUCUGACAUAUAUAGUCGAUCCUACGCCAAGAGGUUAUCAAUCCUUGAAACUGUGCAUGAUGUCAAAUUAAGCAGAGUGAUGUUGAAUCUUGAAUGUGAUGCACUUCUUGUUGAGAUGUUCCAGCAUUUCCUCAACGGUAUAAGGGACCAUCAUCCUGCGAAAGUGUUUUCAUCUAUGGAGCACAUUAUGACCCUUGUUGUAGAAGAAAGCGAUGAUAUACCUCCACAGUUGCUUUCACCAAUUCUACAUUAUGUUAGAAAGGAUGAUAAGCAGAUUCCCCAAGUAUCACGGAAGUUGGCAGAACAAGUUCUCAUUAAAUGUGCUAGCAAGCUCAAAACAUAUCUGGCUGACGUAGUGAAAUCAUCGGGCAUCUCUCUAGAUAAGUAUAGUAAUAUAGUGGCUUCAAUAUGUGAAGGGACAUUGAGUGCUUUGAAGCAGAACGGAGCUGUUGCUGAUAAGAAAGAAGUAAAGUUUCUCGCCUGUUUUUGUAUCAAAUUGCCUUUAUCGUUUUUACUUGCAUCAAGUGUCUCCUAUGGAGGAAGGUUGUUUCCGAAAACCAAUGGUUAUGAGAGUUUUCCAGUUUCAUUUGCUCUUAUACCGUUUUGCCACUUUGUGUCCUCUGCAGAACAGUCAAGGCCCAAGGGAAGUGGCACUACUUCUUCUAUGAAUGAGAACGGACAUGAGGCUCUGUCCCCGAGACGUGAAACAGAAGCUGGAGUAGGAGUACAAACUCAGGAAAGGAGAAACCGUGAGUUGGCUAAAAAAGAGGAUACUGCACAAAUUGAGACUUGGACACACAAGCGACCUCGAAUGCUUAUGGAGAAGACAACUGCAGAAGGAGAAUUAUCUUGCUGCACUCAGAAAUCCAGUGCUGAGCCCGGAGAUAUGCGCAAGAAACUCCUUCAACCUUGCUCAGUCACACAUCAGUUGGCUAAGGUGAAACAGAGCGUUGUAGACACUAUAACCAGUGUAAGACAGUUUCGGUCUGAGCUUGAGACAAAUGAGCAGAACAUUAUAGACAGUGUACGGCAGUUUCGGUCUGAGAUCAAGAAAAAGGAAGAUAAUCUAGAAGUUUUGCUGCAGGAAAUUAACGUCUUAGGGGAGAAAAUAUCCGGAAUCAACAAAUUUAUUCACUCAUAAUCAAGUUUGAAAGUGAGACGGAAAAUCAUGGGAUUGGACCGGAGACUUUUGCUACCUGUUUUCUUUUGUAUUUUGAACUUGUUCAACAAUGGAGGGAAGUAGUUAGUUGA